Molecule: messenger RNA, 827 nt
Organism: Hyaloscypha bicolor E
Lineage: Eukaryota; Fungi; Ascomycota; Leotiomycetes; Helotiales; Hyaloscyphaceae
Exons: 1
Coding region: 128-457 (109 amino acids)
Source: RefSeq, a predicted model, not a curated record
CGUUCGGCGGUUCCCACCUACAAUCCGCCUAGCACGCCUUGUAGGUGAGGGAUAGCGAUACGCACAGAACAGCGAUACGCAAAUUUUUUACCCCACUUCCACACAUCACUCCACCAAAAUCACCAAAAUGCCACCCGAACUACAUGAAAUCGAAGAGCGCAUAGCUAAAGCCUCUCAUGCAAUGGAUAAUGAUCCUUACCUGAAAGGUACGAAGGCUGCAAAGCAAUUUGGGGCCCCAUAUGAACGUCUAAUGGCUCGUCGACGUGGGCGUCCACCCAGCCACUCGCGAGGGGGGCAGAACAAAAAGCUCUCCGCACCACAAGACGAUGCCCUAAAGGAGUAUAUUCUUAUGCUCCAAUAUUCCGGCCGUAGGGCUAAUAUAUACGAGAUUCGUGCAGCUGCAGGAAGGCUCCUUUUUUGGAGCUCUGGGGAUCCCAAUUCGUCAGUAUCGAUUUGAUGGACCAAAGUAUGGAUGGUCCGGCAAGCCGAAUUCCUCAAAUCGAUACGAGAGAAGCCUUUAUCCGCAAAGCGAUUAGCUGUAUAUAUUGUAGAGGACGUCAAGGGGCAUUUCCAGGAAUUUGACUGAUGCAAGAGAAGAUAUAAUAUAGAGGAUUGCGAUAUAUCUAACUUUGACGAGAGUGGGUUCCAAAUUGGAGUCGUUACCGGCGAUUAAGUCUACGUUUCCCAUAAUUACGAAGCUAUAUAUAAUAUAGAUCCAGAGAAUCGAGAGCUUGUGAUAGUAGUGGCUAUGAUUAAUUAUAGAGGAACUAAGGUACUAGUAAUAAUUAUUUUUAAGGGAGCAUAUUACUUGCGGGGAUACUUUAAAA